Molecule: messenger RNA, 483 nt
Organism: Phytomonas sp. Hart1
Lineage: Eukaryota; Euglenozoa; Kinetoplastea; Trypanosomatida; Trypanosomatidae
Source: the annotation of a GenBank genome assembly
AUGCCCGAUUUCCUCGCCAGGCGGCCAACGACCUUCACCACUGAAAAGGACGCUCAGACAUGGUUUUUGCAGCAUGGUGGCAUGCACACGGCGGACGGCGCUGCCCUCUCGGUGCCCCCUCUUCUUAGAAAAGAUCCUCUAACAGGUUUGUUUGUCUGGCGGACGAAUCUUUUGAAAAUGAGUAAGGUCUGGGAGGGGUGGUUUAAUGACCUUGACAAGGCGUUUGUGAGCCUGACAAUGGUCAAAAUGCUCUGCCUGGCGAACACGGAGCGACUUGACAAGUACCUGACAGUCGCGCAUAUGCAGGGAAAAUUUCAGCUGGAGGUGUUCGGCAAUAGCUGCGGGCAUUACAUCAUGGACGACGCCGCUGUUGAGCUCGGCCUGAAGAUUAAAAACCUCGUGAAUCGCAUUACAUUGCUUUCGGAGAAGUUGAAUUCUAGAGUCAAACCGCGUAUGGAACUACCUAUCAGCAGCCCACCAUAA